GUGCUCUUUGACUCUGGACAGCAGGAAGUAAACAGGAAACGCAAACCGGCGAUAAUAAAAAUAACGGACUAACAAAUACCUCUGUGUCAGUAGAAGUCAUGGAGGAAUAUAACCCUGGAGAUGAGGUUGCCUUCAAUGCCGAUGAGGUCAAUAUCUCAAUUAAAGAGUGUGUGGAAGGUGUUAUUGGUGGAACAGAUUACAACCAGAAUAAAGUGAACCAGUGGACGGCCAGUAUCGUGGAGCACUCUCUGACUCACCUGGUGAAACAGGGGCGGCCGUUCAAAUACAUAGUAAACUGUGCGAUCAUGCAGAAGAGCGGCGCUGGUCUCCACACAGCCAACUCCUGCUACUGGGACACUACCACUGAUGGAAGCUGCACAGCCCGGUGGGAGAACCGCACCAUGUACUGUGUGGUCAGUGUGUUUGCUGUUGCUGUGACGCUGUGAGCUGCUUUCUCUCCGCCAUGUGUGAAGCUUGAAAUGGCACCGUGACCAAGAAGAUCCUCUGAUGAUGUUUGUAGAGUAUUUCUCCCCACAGGCUGAAACAACCGCACGCUAUGAUAAAGAGUCGUGGUUUUAGUCCACGGCAUUUCUCUGAGAAAAUGUGGAAUUCUAGAGACCUGGUGACCUCAAACAUUCAUGUACUUUGAUUAGACGGCCAGUCUUCGGAAGUGAAAACUAAAUAUUUUCUCUCUUUAUGUCCGAAAUGUUGUUAUCUGUGCAUAAUGUAAAACUUUAAUAGUUUAUAGCCAUGCCACCAUGAAGGCUCUGGGGAUGGCAGUGUCCAUUUUUGGAGUAAAUGUAAUGAAAUGUGCUAAACACACAUUCAAAUCCUCCUCAGGAUACACUGCAAUACUGUAAUGCUUAAGAAGAGCCGCACAGAGCUGCUAACAUGGCGGUAGACUCUUCAUCUCGUCUUCAUUCCUCUUCUUCAGUACAUUCCCAAAUAAAACAGAUGCCGUCUAGAAAUGUGUUAUUGAAGAAAAUGCUAAAUAGCUACCUGACGUCUUGUAUAAAGUGGCUCUACUAGUCUGCAUUAAUGUUUUAAGGAUUUCAAUUUAUUUAUAUUUAUUGCAGAUAUGCGUGUGCAUUUUUCAGUAUGAUGGAGUUUAAUGGUCAAAGCGACUAAUGCACUUUUCCUGGAAUUAUUCCGUAGAAAUCCUGAAAUUCUUCUGUAAAAUUGAGUUAAUGAAGGCUGUGUAAUAAAUAAAUGUAUUGUAACAUCUA
Gymnodraco acuticeps is the source of this 1226-nucleotide messenger RNA. It is a transcript of the gene dynlt3, whose product is annotated as dynein, light chain, Tctex-type 3. Gene Ontology annotation, biological process: microtubule-based movement. Gene Ontology annotation, cellular component: cytoplasmic dynein complex; kinetochore; cytoplasm. The record is from RefSeq and is a predicted model, not a curated record. Gene Ontology annotation, molecular function: dynein intermediate chain binding. The transcript has 5 exons. The coding region runs from base 99 to 446 and encodes 115 amino acids. NCBI's taxonomy places the organism in Eukaryota, Metazoa, Chordata, Actinopteri, Perciformes, Bathydraconidae.